This is a messenger RNA of Thelazia callipaeda (thelaziosis nematode), 1731 nucleotides long. The record is from the annotation of a GenBank genome assembly. NCBI's taxonomy places the organism in Eukaryota, Metazoa, Nematoda, Chromadorea, Rhabditida, Thelaziidae.
AUGGUAGCCAUAAAGGACACGUGUGGUGUUUUUUUCGUACUGUCCCGUGUUGAACCGUCACCACUUUUCGCGGGACUUGCUGCUAAUUUCCUGACUAAUCCACUAAACGACAUCUUCAAUUUGCCCACUAUUUUUGCUAAUUACUGUAUAAAAUCAGUUUUCUUGCAUUCACUUCAGUCUCUAAAUCCAUCAAGCGAAUUAUUUUGUAUUGUACAACAAAAUGAUAUUAAAAGGACAAAGGUCACGCCAUUUGAAACAGUAAGUCAGUUUCGAAAAUUUCUACCCUCGAAAGAAGUUGUGCCUUUUUUACAAGAAGAAACUGUGGAAGUUUGGGAUGAUAAAGUAACUUCAAAUUUUGAAUAUCCAACUGCAGUAUUUUCAAAUGAUUGUUCUGGAAGUGCACCGCUUCCAUUGCUAAAAAAUAUAAGCAUAAUAUGCUCACCUAUAUGGCAUGAAUUUGAUGAAGAAAACUGUAUCAGCUUGAAGUAUCUGAAUGUCAGCUAUUAUCUACACAAGUAUUCAUCAGGAAAGGGUCAAAACAGGUCAGUGGUUGCAUUAGAAGGUGAUCCCGAGGGAAAUGAUCUGAUCCGUUGGCUUUAUUGGAAUGGAACAGCGUGUAUCAAUGCAAUUUCCAUGGUCAUGAUUAAAUUCUUUGUUCGCGAUGGAUUACUCGAAGACAUUACGGCAAGUGUAGAGUACUCCAAUAUUACUGAUUACAAUUAUUUACAUCAACUUUAUCACUUUGAUGCCAUUUUUGUUGACCUUUCGAUUAAUUCGGACUUUCAAGAUAUACAGAAACCAGUAGGUUAUGAUAUUGGACAAAACAUUAGGAUAUAUAUCGAAAACAUUACAAACAGUUUGUUUUUGAUUCCACUGGGUACGAGUUGUGAGGAAAAGAAUAGUCAUGGAUUAUCAGUCAAGUUCGGAGUUCACAUUAGCAGCUCAUGUCAAAUAAAAAUCAGCACAUGCGCCCAAAUAUCUCGUCAAAUUCGCAGCUUGCUUAAUCACUGGAAAACUUUAACAAUUCGAAGUUUACCUUCCGGAAGAACUAGUUUGAAUCUAUUACUUCUAAUUUUUUUCAAACUGAUUCCCAAUUUGAAUACUUCUGAUUCUCAAUUUGAAUACUUUCAGAGGCAAGUAGAUGAUAAAAGCUGUGAGCUGAUAACUGCAGCAUCAAUUCAACUUUCAUAUAUUCGUAUUGGUAAUGUUCAAGCAUAUUCUCAUCAAUUAAUUUCAUAUAAAAUUGAGUUAAAUAAGCCAAAUUUAGUUAAUUUAAGUCAAUAUCCUUAUAAUUAUAGCUUGAAGAAUUACAAGCAAAAUUUUGUUUUAGGCUUUUUGACAGCCUUAAGUGCUGCGAUUUUAAUUCCAAGUAUAAAUGCAGCAGGAGGGAUUUGGGGCUUAAAAGCUAUAACUGGUAAUGCGCCAUAUUUGGGCUUUGGUAAUGCUUGGAUUAAUACUCCGUCAUAUUCAAGUGGUACAGGUAAUCUCUAUAAUUUAUACUCACCUUUGGAAUAUGGUUCAAACUACGAUUAUCCGCCACUUAACCAUUAUCGACCCUAUAAUCACUAUUAUCCAUAUGAUCGAUAUCAAUCAUAUCAGCCAUAUUUUAAUCGGUAUGGUCCAGUUGUACAACAAUCUCCAUCAAAAACUUCAACGAAACUAUCAAUUUCAGUUGAUAAAACUUAUUAUCAUGGCAGAGGGAACCCAUGGAUAAACAAGCAAGGAGAAUAA